CUCUCAAAACACUUCCAAUUUGUGGUUAGGUUUGAACUUUUGUGUAAAAUAUUUUUAUUUUUUUCUUUUCUUUCAUAAAAAAUAAAAUAUUAAACAAAAUAAAAUGUCGGCAAAUGUUAAAAAAUACGAUGAAAUAGACGAAGCUGAGGAAGAAGCUCUCCUCAAAUCGGAUGAAGAAGGAGCUGCUGGCAACGAAACGCUGGCCGAUGAUGAGGAUGAUGUUCUAAUGGAUGAAGAUACAAUGGGAGAACCCGAUGCUGCCGCCAUCGACGAAGAAGAUGACGAUGAUGAUGAUUCUGAUGAUGAUGUCGAUGAUACAAUAAAACAUGUUUUGGAAUACAAUAAUCUUUUGAAAGAAAUCAAGGAAAACCAGUAUGCUUAUGAUAAAUAUGUUAAAUUAUGUGAAUUAUCGCAUAAAACAGACGAUUUAGAUAAUAUCCGAAAUGCUUAUAAUUUAUUUGCAUCGGUUUAUCCUUUGUCACCGGAGAUUUGGUUGGAAUAUCUAAAAAUCGAAGUUGGAGUUGCAUUAUCAGAAGAAGAAAUACAAAAAGUCGAUGAACUCUUUCAGAAGGCACUCAAGGAUUAUUACAGUUUGGAAAUCGCUUCAGAAUACAUAACAAUCGCAUCGAAAACUAAUCGUGCAACAGAAAUUUGGGAUGAGAUUUUGGGUACUUAUGGAUUACAUUGUUUAAAGGGAAACAAUUUCUUUAAAUUGUACCGGCAGUAUGUUGCGAGUUUGGAAAAAAGUGCCGACGAAAAAACCUCUUUAAAUAUUCAAAGUUACCUACGACAAUUAAAAUUACCUCUUUUCGAUAUGGAAGACAUCUAUAUCGAAUUCAAAGUUGCCUACGAACAAAACAAAGCAGCUCCAGCCUACAGUGGUAUCGAUUGGGAAGCCAUAGAAAAUGAAUACUUUCGUGCCAAAAGACAUUUGCAAAAAAUACUUCCUCACGAACAAAAGCUUCUUGAUAUCGAUGAUAAAUUUUAUCGCGAAAAAGCUGAAAUAUACAGAAGCUAUAUUAAAGAAUCGGAUAAAUUUCUUGACGAAAAUAUCCUUCAAACUCUCUAUGAACGGCUAGUUGCCGAUUGUUGCUUAAAUGCUGACUGUUGGUUUGAGUAUAUUUCAUUUCUUGAUUAUCGAGAUGAAUAUGAACGUCCAAAAGAACUUCAAGAUUUACCAGUAUUUCGUCAGAAUGCUGUAGAUGUUAGUAAUAGAGCAUUGCGCAAUUGUUCAUGGAAUGAAAAAUUGUACAUAAAAAGAAUGCAAUUGCUGGAGAAAAUGGAAAAGAGUCGACAGGAAAUUCAGGAGGUUUUGGAGAGUUCAUUGUCGGUGGGCUUUCAAACACCCGAGCCAGUUGUUGCUAUUUGGUUGGAAUACUUGACGUAUCUUAGACGGCUCACCAACUAUGAGGAUGAAGAAGAAUGUGAAGUUUUGAGGAGAAACUUUAACUUGUGUUGGAAUUCAUUGGGACAACAAUGGGGUGUGUUAGCAGACUGCAACUGUGAGAUAUUACAGUUUUGGGGAAGAUUAGAGUAUGGUCCCCUGCAGGAUCCCAAAAAGGGCAAAGAACUUUGGACUACUGUAAUGGAGAGUUCUGAUAAUGCCACUAAAAGUGGUCUCUGGAUUGAGUUCUCCCAACUAGAAUUGCGACGUGACCUUGAUGCAACUAGAAAACUCUUCCGAAAAGCCCUCCAUUCUCAAGAUCUGGACAACCCAUUUGUGAUAAUAUCGGCGUGGCAACGAUUCGAACGUUGUAAUGGUUCUAUGCGUAACAUGGUGUCCUGCCAGAAAGAUUGUGAUCAAUUUUUAGAACAGUAUCAAAAAACUAUUAAAGAUAUUUCAUUUAAACUCGAACAAAAACCAAAAGCUGACAAAAAAGGUAAUAAAGAUAGAAAACGAAAAGCAAGUGAUGUAUCACAAGAAACCAACGUACAAGAUAAGAAGGCUAAAAUUGUUACCGAUGCUAGUGCUACUGAAUUUUCACCCAAAGAUGCAAGAAAAUCAUCAACAACAGGAGCAUUUAAAGAACAUGAAAAUCAAGAGAUUGAUUUGACAAAAGAUCAUUUAAGAAUAUUUGUCAGUAAUUUGAAUUACGAUUCAAAUGAAGAUGAAGUUAAGGAACAACUGCCUGAACUGAGAAUCUCCAGUAUUAAUUUAAUUCGAUCAGUAAAUGGUCGAAGUAGAGGUUUUGGUUAUAUAGAAUUAGAAGAUGAGACUGAAGUUGAUAAAGCUUUAAAGCUUGAUCGUAAGAUGAUAAGUGGACGACCGAUUUAUAUAUCCAGUGUGCUAAGAGAUAAAGAGAAAAGGCAGAAAUUCAAGUUUUCUGAUGGACUAGAACCUAAAAAACUUUUUGUUAAAGGACUUCCACCAGAUGUAAAAAAAGAAGAAGUCGAACAAAUGUUUAGUGAAUUUGGUAAAUUGCACGAUGUUCGUUUGGUUUUUCACAAAAGUGGAAAAUUCAAAGGCAUCAGUUAUGUUGAAUUCGAUGACGAAAAAUCAGCCACAAAAGCUUUAAUGAAAUUGGACCAGUAUGAAUUACGUGAUCACAUUAUAUCCGUUGCCAUUUCUGCACCUCCUCCAAAGGCUACUUCAGGUAAGGAACCUUUGAAUAUACCAAAAAUGCUUGGUAUAGCUCCAGGUAGAAAGCCAAAAAUAACUGGACAACAACUUAGUCAAAAACCACGAAUGUCAUUGAUUCCUAAUGUAGUGAGAAAACAAAUAAAUCCAUCGUCGUCGUCGGCAACAUCAACAUCAGAAGCAAAUGGUUCAUCAUCAAAAACAAAUGACGAUUUCCGAAAAUUGCUUCUAUUAAAAAAACCUACAUCGUAGGAUAAACAAACAAACAUAAAAACAGAGUGAUUUACUUUUUGAAUUCAUGAAUUAAAAAGUUAAACAAUUUAAUUUUUGUAAUAAACAAA
Molecule: messenger RNA, 2919 nt
Organism: Episyrphus balteatus (marmalade hoverfly)
Lineage: Eukaryota; Metazoa; Arthropoda; Insecta; Diptera; Syrphidae
Gene: Rnp4F
Product: squamous cell carcinoma antigen recognized by T-cells 3
Exons: 12
Coding region: 104-2830 (908 amino acids)
Biological process (GO): RNA processing
Molecular function (GO): protein binding; RNA binding
Source: RefSeq, a predicted model, not a curated record